AAGGAAGGAAGAAAGAAAGAAAGAAGCAAGUAGGGCGAUCUUAUUCUUUUCUGAGUUUUGGCAUCUAUUAUUUGAUGUGAUGAUCAAAUGAGUCACGGCUGUUUUCGAAUCCGAAAAUCAACUUCGCCUCAACCACCUAACCCCUUUGGAUGGGCAUACUUCUUUGAGUUCGGCUACAUUUAAAUUUCCGUUUUCUUACAGCGCCUAAACGAAUCGACACCUGUCUAUGGAACAAAAGCAACCCUCGAAUGGAUCGAGCAUGACCAGUACCAGUAGCGUUCUCUAGUGCCGCUGACAAACAUCACCAUGUUCUGUGCGUGUUUGGAAGAAGAAGAAAAGGCUUCCGGAGUUGUUGCUGCUCAGCCCUUUGUGGUUUCGGCCUUGUUUCUCCCUCACUGUGUCUCUUUCUCCCCUUUCUCCCUCUUACAUAUACAAACAAAUGAUAAUACGCUUUUUGGCUGUAUGCUUAUUAAUAGCUCAUCUUGCAGCUUCACAGUCCACCGAAGACGAUGUUCCUGAUAAGCCUGAGCCUUACAUUCCUCGUCCAGUUACAUAUGAAGGCGACUUUCGAUUACUCCAUGACGAACUCAAUCAGCCACUCAAUGGUCUCGAUCGUGAAUACUACAUAGCAGUUGAAGAAAUCGUUUGGGAUUACACUCAGUACUCCACUGAUAUUCCUGAGAAUACUGCCACUCAUUUCUGGACUGCUGACAGCUCAAUUCAGGUUGGGAAUCAGUACUACAAGGCUUUGUACCGAGAAUAUACGGACAGUACAUACUCUGCGUUAAAGCCACGGCCUCAAUGGCAAGGUUUAUUGGGACCUAUUCUACGAGCAGAAGUCGGGGAUACUCUGCGAGUGCAUUUGUGGAACAAAGCAUCGCAUGAUUUUUCUAUGCACCCGCACGGAGUAUUUUACGAGUUUGAAAUGGAAGGUGCUGUUUACAAGGAUGCCAAGGAGAAUUCGUUCGUCAAACCAAACGAUAAUUUUACGUAUACCUGGCAAGUGGAACCUAGGUCUGGUCCCGGUCCCGCAGAUGGUGAUUCACUUGUAUGGGGCUAUCAUUCACACGUUACUGAAAAUGACAUUUUCACAGGCCUUUUUGGCGCUAUUGUUGUAUAUCGACCUGGUGCACUUAAUGAAGCAACAAUCGCUAAUGAAGUUGUUACCGCAAUGUUUGCCAUCAACGAGAAUCAUUCUCCAUAUUUGUCCCAGACGGUUCAAAAAUUGGCGCCUUAUGUGGAUCUCGAUCUUGUCAAAUACAAUCAAACGACGAUGCGAACAUUUCGGCAAUCAAACAUCAAGCGAACUAUCAACGGGCUACUAAUGUCUGAGCCGAACGACCUUAUUUUGAAGCAAGAUAAGCAAGUACAAUGGCACUUGCUGGGCUGGGGCUCUUUCAACGAUCUGCAAAUGAUUUCGUGGCAGCAAGCACAAAUUUCCUUGUUCGAUGUUCCAGUAUCGCAGAUUCGGCUAUUGCCUGCUACAUUUAGAACUGUUCAGGUUAUUCCUGAUACGCCUGGCACUUUUGAAUUUGGCUACCUAAAUGGCGGACCCGGUAUAGAAGGCAUGAUCAUGUAUUACCAAGUGGCGAACCCUGCAAAUUGAAUCAUAUACCCCAUUUUGUCAAAUGUAAAUUACUUUCCUCAAAAUUAAACACUGCAACCACACUAUGUACUUUUACUAUAAGCAAUCUAUACCCCAUUCACUAUUGAAGCACACGCCAAAUUUCGCCCUUCUUUUACAUUAAAAGAAGCGGCUUUCAUCAUCGUUGGGAUACCUUGUUAUUGCUCGAUCAUACGUAUCAAUUUCUCAUUUGUAGAUUAGUAAACAGCCA
Messenger RNA from Zychaea mexicana, 1835 nucleotides. RefSeq names its product Cupredoxin. The transcript has 5 exons. Bases 440 to 1606 code for a protein of 388 amino acids. NCBI's taxonomy places the organism in Eukaryota, Fungi, Mucoromycota, Mucoromycetes, Mucorales, Lichtheimiaceae. Gene Ontology annotation, molecular function: copper ion binding; oxidoreductase activity. The record is from RefSeq and is a predicted model, not a curated record.